Molecule: messenger RNA, 4399 nt
Organism: Colletotrichum scovillei
Lineage: Eukaryota; Fungi; Ascomycota; Sordariomycetes; Glomerellales; Glomerellaceae
Product: fungal specific transcription factor
Exons: 2
Coding region: 1318-4047 (909 amino acids)
Biological process (GO): regulation of DNA-templated transcription; DNA-templated transcription
Molecular function (GO): DNA-binding transcription factor activity, RNA polymerase II-specific; DNA binding; zinc ion binding
Source: RefSeq, a predicted model, not a curated record
CGGGUACGCAGAAGAGACUCGUCAGCUGGCCCCUGUUGAGACUACCUUACCUUGUCCAGCAGUGCAGUGCCACAGUAUGACGAAAAGGCAAGCAUUUUCUUUCCUUCAACAACCUUAUACUCCGCCGGCGGCCUCACGCAGCAACCCGGCAUCUGAUUCCACAUUGCGCCGGAACAAACGUGCCUAGGCCGGAUCUACCUCUCCACUACCGCAAUCGCCUGUUGGCCUGCCACACCCCAAGUUAAUCCCAGCCUCUGUGCAUUCAGGCCAAAGGUAGUCGUCAAGUCAAACACUUUGGAUUUCUCAUCACACUUUCCAGAGACCCGGAACAACAAUAGAAGCUACUGUGCUUCUCCCACCGGCGCCGGCGCGAACUUACUCAUCCGCUUCGGCCCCCUUUCGAGCCGUCCAAUUGCCCCUCCCGCCUUCUCAGCGUUUCCUUAACGCAUUGCGGCUUUUAGGCAAUACCUCACCUCACGCAUAAAUUGCCUCAAGCCGAGCAUUUUCUGGUACGUAAUAUGCAAGUAGCCAAUUCUCAUAUGCAAUACUGUCGUUAGUCCCCCGAACUGCCCGUGGCUGAGAUGCGCCAGCGUCACCUUUACUCCAAGACAUGUGCUACCGUACUUUCUCGCCCAACCGUUAUUCUCAGUCAUCCUUUCAAUGAGAAAUCCCACGUUCUGAUGGCUGUGUACCAGGCAACUCAUGAGCGUUCUGACAAUAACUAACCCAAGGCUGACUCGAGGCUGCAAUAUCGUCCAAAGAGCACAGCUGCUUCAGAACCGAUGAGAUAGCGGCAGCCCACCAGUCUUUAAGUAUUAUAUCGUCAUCAAAGGCCAAGCCUUGAUAAUCGACUCCCUUGGCUCGUUAUCAGGCGUCGCGCCAACUCGCACGCUCUGCACGCCCAAUAGCCUGCCGCUUCUUUAUCUCAACGACAGGGUACCUUCAACAUCGACGGAGAGGUGAGACGCCCGCAGCCCGCGAACUACCCCUCCACACCCCUCUCUCUCUCUCUCUCCACGGUUCUCGCUCCCGUCCCUGCGGUACCCCCUCUAUCGGCAUCGGGUAUCGCUGUCUUGCAGCUCUUGAUUCUUAUUGCUCCGGUGGGGGCCCCUGGGCUGUCACUUCAGCUUGCUGCCGCCCGUCGCAUCCACCCCGUCUCCCGGGGACUUGCUGUCCCCAUCUGAUUUCCACAUCUCCGCGCACCGCAUCAAAGUUGGACUCAGCAUCUCCGGUCGCUCACUUCACCACUUCCGGUGCGUCAACCGUCAUCUCAUUAGUUCGGAACUCGGCAGCCAGAGGCGUGUCUUGGAAAGAAAGAUGGACGAUCAAGAUCUCCUUUUGUCGUCCACACCCGGCGGCUCCCUGGCCAAUCCCCCGGAACAGCCUUCAUCUUCAUCGUCGUCCGCACCACAACCACCACCACCGGCGGCCAAGAAGAAGUCGUCGCGCAGAGGAGGCGACUCGGCGUCACAGAAGCGGCGCUGCGUGAGCACAGCAUGUGUCGCCUGCCGCCGGAGGAAGUCGAAAUGCGAUGGAGCCGUGCCCAGCUGCGCUGCAUGCGCCAGCGUCUACGGCACCGAGUGCGUCUAUGAUCCCAACUCGGACCAUCGCCGCAAGGGCGUCUACAAGGAAAAGGUCGAUAGCAUGAAGGCGCGCAACUCGACACUGCAGAUCCUUAUCGAGGCCAUCCUCAACGCAAACGAGGAUGAGGUUCCCGACAUUGUGAAGAGGAUCAGGACCUGCGACAGCCUUGACACUGUCGCUGAACAGAUCUUGAAGCAUGAGACUAUGAUCCAGGAGGCCGAGGAUAACGACAAUGGAGACGAUGGUUACACGAUCGACAUGCCCAUCGAGGGUGAGAGGGAACUCGCUCGCAAGAUGGGCGAGCUGCGCCUCGAGAACGGCUCAGUACGCUUCAUCGGAGGCACAUCACAUCUCAUCUACCUAGGCGACUCAGGCGACGCCAACACAAACGAGCCCGAAUCCGACACGAACCUCACCAAUGAAGACCCCGUCACCAGCUGGACGAGAGUUACGCAAGAUAAGGAACUCAUCGCCCACCUCAUAAACAUGUACUUCAACUGGCACUACACAUAUUUCACGACAUUAUCAAAAACACUAUUCUACCGUGACUUCUUCAAGGGGAAGCACGGACUCAACUACAAAGGCACCAUCUACUGCUCACCACUCCUAGUCAACGCCAUGCUAUCCCUCGGGUGCCACUUCACCAGCGUGCCGGGAGCGUACGGGACGCCGGGGGACAGCCGUACAAAGGGCGACCACUUCUUUGCCGAGGCGAAGCGCCUUAUUGUCGAGAACGAUGAGUACGAGCGACCCAAGCUCACUACCGUCCAGGCCCUGGCGCUCAUGUCCGUCAGGGAAGCUGGCUGCGGGCGGGAAGCAAAGGGUUGGGUGUAUUCGGGCAUGGCUUUCCGCAUGGCCCAGGAUAUCGGCCUCAACUUUGACGACGGCGGUAUGUCUAAUGAUAAGGAGAAUCUCGGCGAGCACGCCGUCGACGCAAGGCGGAUGACGUUUUGGGGGUGCUUCCUCUUUGACAAGGCGUGGUCGAACUAUCUGGGUCGCCUGCCGCAGAUACCAAAGAACUCGUACAACGUACCCAAGUACGACGUCUUCCCCUCUGAGGAUGCGGAAUUAUGGGCGCCUUAUACGGAUACAGGGUUCGAUCAGACAUGCAGCCAGCCAUCUAGGACGCGAGCCGUGGGGUUGCAACUCUCUAAGCUUUGCGAGAUAAGCAGCGACUUACUCUUGUUCUUUUAUCAUCCAAACCAUAUCGGUCGCUCAAGUGGCAAAUCUGUCGAACUGAAGAAGCUCAGUGAGCUUCAUCGGAGGUUAGAGGACUGGCGAAAGGAAUUACCAAACGAACUGGAACCAAAGGAAGGACAACUCCCCAACGUAAUCCUCGUACACAUGUUCUUCCACCUCCAAUACAUCCACCUCUUCCGCCCCUUCCUAAAAUACACGCCCGCAGCCUCCCCUCUCCCAUCCCACGUCUCCCCACGGCGCAUCUGCACAGCCAACGCCGGCGCAAUCUCCAAACUCAUGCGCCUCUACAAGAAAAACUGGAACCUCCGGCAAAUCUGCAACAUCGCCGUCUACAUGGUCCACAGCGCCUGCACGAUCCACAUGCUCAACCUCCCAGAAAAGACAGCCAAGCGCGACAUCAUCCACGGCGUGAAGCACCUCGAGGAAAUCGCCGAAGACUGGCUCUGCGCGCGCCGCACGCUGAGCAUCAUCAGCGUGCUGGCGCGGAAGUGGAACGUCGAGCUGCCCGAGGAGGCCGAGGCCGUGCUGCGGAGGACGGACGAGACGUACGGCACGUUUAGUACCUCUGACGUGCCGUCGCCGAGGUCGAAUCUUACGGUUGCGUCGUCGCCUUCGCCGACGCAGGGUCCCGUUUCGCCGGUGAUGGGGAAGCCGGAUCAGUAUAGCCCGCUUAAUCAGUUUGCGCAACCGCAGACUGGCGAGCAGGAUGUGGCGCCUAGUCCGACGGAUCUUUUGAUGGCGAGCGCGUCUCUUGCGCAGAUCAGUGGUGCAAGACCACCUUCUCACCAAUCUCACAACGGGAUGGGAAUGGGGCCGAACUCUCUAGGCGGAUGGUCCCAACCUGGCCUCACCCAGUCAAUACCAACAUACCAACAGCAACAACGCUUCACACCAAUGAACAACAACCUCGCCCCAUCACAGACUUCCCGCGCCGGGCCCGGCAGCGCGUCGCGGCAGCAGCAACUUUCCCCCGGCCAAGUCUUCCAGGGCCUAGACCAGGACUGGUUCCUCAACGACGGCGCAAAGUGGCACCAGAACUUUGAAGCGUGGAAUAUGGCUACGUCACAGCCCGGCGGCGGAGGCGGAGGCGGGAUGCCCGCGAGCGAUCAACUGUUUAUGUUUUCAAGCGGGAAUGGGGGUAUGCAGCCGCCGCCGCAACCGCAGCCGCAGCCACCAAGGCAGUCGUCUGAGGAUACGGCGAGUCCUAAUUUUGAGGGGUUGAGUUCGUUGGAUACCCAUGGGUGGUUGCCGGGGCUGGAUUAGGACUUGGAGUUCCAUUGUAAUCUACCUUCCCAGCAACAGACUUCAUGUGCGGCCCUAUGAAUUGAGAAUAGAUGAAUGAAUGUAAGAACAACGCCGCGUCUUCCAUCUUAAUUUUGUGCCACGAUGCGCUCCCACGAUUGAAAUCUCCGCGACUUGGAGAGGCUUGAUUGAUUUUCAACAUGACCCCUGACCAGGAUUUGGCUGGGCCGUCUUCUAGUCCGCAGGCAUUUGCACGACCGAUCUCUCAUUUCGAGGCUCCUUUGUCCUCUUGAAGAAUGAAGCGACAGGACUGUUCAUCCCCUUACCACGUCCAAGUGGACAGGGUUAGCCAUGGCAGGUUAUAUAGACCAAC